AUGAAACUCGCAGUUGCUGUAUUGUCAUCGAUCCUGCUUGCAUGCUCGGUUACUACAGCCAAUCCAGUCAACCCCAGUGCAACUACAGAUGUUGAAACUAGCACUUCAACCGUCAUUCCCAGUGCAACUACAGAUGUUGAAGCUAUCACCUCGCCAACUCCUAAUCCAAACGGUAUAGGUUUAGGUGGUCUUGAUCAACUUCCAAGUAGCAUCAAGGAAUUGCUCGACAAACACCUAAAGCUAAGUCAUGCUCGCGAUGAACAAAAAAAAGUAUGCGACCCGUUAAAACCUGAGUAUGACAGCCAGAUUAUACUGAUAGCGGACUUGGAAACGAAGAUUCAAGUUUUGGAACGUAAAUUUCAAAGAAGCGGCGGCAGUCCAAAAUAUGAUGGUGAAAUUCAGAAGACUAAGGCUGAUCUCGAAGCUCAAAAAGUCAAACUUAAGGAUAUUAGAAGCCGCUACUAUGAGUGCCAGCUCAAGACAUGUUAUAUUGAACUUGAUCUGAGUCUCAUCAAAAUAGAGCUCGUGGAGUGCGUUUUUGGAGAAACUUGGGAUCCUGAAUCAACUGAACGGAAACUUUUGCUUAUCGGCCAACAUCCUUCCGUUAUGAGGUACUUUGGCGAAUUAGGUAAUAAAGGACAAUCAUCAGAAUGCAAUGAAUGUCUUGGUCAGAAUCCUAGUGAUCAACAACAGCAUCAAGAACCGCAACCAUCACCGGAUACACCAUCCGGAUCUGGAUCCUCUGGACAGAAAGUUCCCUCCAAUAGACAAAAAGGUUCAUCCAAGUUUAUGGGUAAAUUGAAAUCAUUCUUUGGACGACCCAAAUAA
Molecule: messenger RNA, 828 nt
Organism: Batrachochytrium dendrobatidis JAM81
Lineage: Eukaryota; Fungi; Chytridiomycota; Chytridiomycetes; Rhizophydiales
Exons: 1
Coding region: 1-828 (275 amino acids)
Source: RefSeq, a predicted model, not a curated record